Messenger RNA from Xylaria bambusicola, 644 nucleotides. RefSeq lists its product as uncharacterized. The transcript is spliced from 2 exons. The coding region runs from base 86 to 433 and encodes 115 amino acids. The record is from RefSeq and is a predicted model, not a curated record. NCBI's taxonomy places the organism in Eukaryota, Fungi, Ascomycota, Sordariomycetes, Xylariales, Xylariaceae.
CCUUUCUCAAAGAGACUCCAUGUGUAGCACCCGCAAUGUCUUCGCAAUUAAAAAGCUACGCUGAACCAACCGAGAAAGCUUUGAAAUGGAGAAAUAUGCAUUUGAGCGGCUGGGAAGCUUGCACUCGCCCAAUAUUCUCCAACUGCCUACCACUUACGAGGUUCGAGACAACUACCAAAGUUCCACCUCUAUCACGUAUAACUUGUUAUUUCCUUGGGCCGACGGUAAUUUGAAGGAGGUAUUGGAGUCUGAAAAUUUCGCACUUGAUAAGAGUAUUGUUCCCUGGAUAGCCGAACAGUGCUGGAACCUCACGGAUGCCUUGAAAGUCAUCCAUACAGACAUCUGGUUUCACAAUACGCCAGGUUAUAACAAAGCGAACAGACAGUCUUCAGGAUGUCAAAAUUCGGACGGCAGAACGAUUGGAAGAAUUUGAGGUCCCAGUCUGUAACGGUAUAUAAACAAUCCAAUAGUGUUCUACCCAACUAGACAUCGGCUGUUGGUACAGGAACCGGUCUUCCUGUAUCUGGCUACACAUAGAUAUACUUCGUUCCAGCUGCCUUUUUCUUCAUCCUGACAGGAAUUCCGUUUGUACACGCCAUUCUCUAGUGUUAAUGAAUUGGCAAAACAAACGGCGGUGUUCAACC